Messenger RNA from Exophiala viscosa, 1686 nucleotides. Its product is annotated as asparagine synthase. The transcript has a single exon. The record is from RefSeq and is a predicted model, not a curated record. NCBI's taxonomy places the organism in Eukaryota, Fungi, Ascomycota, Eurotiomycetes, Chaetothyriales, Herpotrichiellaceae. Gene Ontology annotation, molecular function: asparagine synthase (glutamine-hydrolyzing) activity. The coding region runs from base 1 to 1686 and encodes 561 amino acids.
AUGUGUGGCAUCUUCUUCUCUGCAGCGAAAGUCCGCCCGCGGUUGCCAGAUCAGGAGACUACGGACGCACUGCAGGCACGAGGUCCAGACAGCUACAAGAUUCUGCAUGCUUCUGACUCAGAUGAUCGCGAAGCGAAUAUUUACUUGACAUUCGUCUCUUCUGUACUGGCACUGCGCGGAGAUCAAGUUCAAGUCCAGCCUUUAGUUGAUUCAUCCUCCGGCUCCCACUUCUGCUGGAACGGUGAGGCCUGGAAAACAGGUAGCCUCGAAGUGCAAGGCAAUGAUUCUGCAUACAUUUGGAAUCUGCUCCGUCAGGCUAGUCGAACUCACGAGGAUGAACGUCACCAGCACAUUUCCGAGGUUCUUGCAAGCAUAGCAGGCCCUUUUUCGUUUGUAUUUUAUGACGCGCCCAGUCAUACCGUUUAUUAUGGGCGAGACAGGCUAGGACGCCGGUCUCUCCUCGUCGAUCGAUCUGACGCUGGCUCGCUGACCCUGUCUAGUAUCAGUACUCCGGGUCGCAGGACGACAUUCGAAGAAGUGUCUACCGACGCAAUCCAUUAUCUCACCCUCAAGAAUGGCCAAAUCACAUUGGGACAGUUGCCAUGGCUAGACGUUCCACCCACAAUGAACAAGGCUUUACCUGUCGAAUCUCCAUCAAUGAUCCCUUCUACUGCAAGUGUCCGACAACUCAUCGACCAUUUGCGGAAUGCUGUAGCCCUGAGAGUGAACGACAUCCCAGAGCAUCGCCCUUCACAUUUACAGCUCGACUCAGCCAAAGUGGCCAUAUUGUUCUCGGGCGGCCUAGACUGUACGCUCAUCGCUCGGCUAAUCCACGACAUCUUGCCAUGUACUGAAGUGAUAGAUCUGCUCAAUGUGGCAUUCGAAAAUCCACGCUCUAUUGCCGCGAAUGGCACCAGCGUCGACACGGCUUAUGAGCUCUGCCCUGACCGAACUACAGGGCGCUCUAGUUUUGCAGAAAUUUGCCGUGUCUGCCCCGAGAGAACAUGGAGAUUCGUGGCCAUUGACGUCCCGUACUUGGAGUCGCUUGCCCACAAGAACACAAUCAUCAAGCUCAUGCACCCGCACAAUACUGAAAUGGACCUGUCUAUUGCCAUGGCACUUUACUUUGCCUCACGCGGCUUCGGAAAGCUUGCAGAGAAUCAACCGCCCGUUCAGAAGACACAACAUUCUAUCUCGACGGCUCGAGUUCUGCUUUCGGGGUUGGGUGCCGAUGAACUAUAUGCUGGAUACUCUCGACAUGCAGCUGCUUUCGCCCGUGGAGGUUAUGCUGAGCUUGCAAACGAGCUCGAGCUUGACUUCAAUCGCAUUGGCUCUCGGAAUCUUGGUCGUGACGACCGCGUCAUGAGUCAUUGGGGCAAAGAGAUCCGCUAUCCCUACCUGGAUGAGGAUUUUGUAGAAUUCUCCUUGGGUCUACCUGUUUGGGAAAAGACUGGUUUCCGAGAUGGUAAGCCUGUCCCAAAGCAUUACGAAACGGCUGGCAAAGUGCAUAAGCCUGAGGACCUUGAACCCGCCAAAAUGUUGCUGCGACUAGCCUUAUGGGAACUUGGUGUCACAACGGCUGCAACCGAACGGAAAAGAGCCAUCCAAUUCGGUGCACGCACGGCCAAGAUGGACGUCGGCAAAGGACGGACGAAGGGCACCGACGUCCUACUGCCGGACGGCUAG